This is a messenger RNA of Pseudomassariella vexata, 930 nucleotides long. Its product is annotated as Fip1 motif-domain-containing protein. Gene Ontology annotation, molecular function: RNA binding. Gene Ontology annotation, cellular component: mRNA cleavage and polyadenylation specificity factor complex. The record is from RefSeq and is a predicted model, not a curated record. The coding region runs from base 1 to 930 and encodes 309 amino acids. Lineage: Eukaryota; Fungi; Ascomycota; Sordariomycetes; Amphisphaeriales; Pseudomassariaceae. The transcript is spliced from 3 exons.
AUGGAUAUCGACGAUGACGAUGAUUUUUACGCUCCGGAUGAACCAGCGACCACCCAAUCACCAGCCCAACACGAACCUGCAAGCACAAAUCCGCCCGCCGCCCAACAUGACGAGGAUCUUGAAGAGGGCGAGGAGGAAGACGAAGGUGCCGAGAUGGAUGAAGAUGAAGAUUCAGACGUAGACAUCAUCACAGAACGAAAGGACGGCACAAAGGCACCUCCCCCAACAACUGCUAGAUAUAGUGAUAUCAGGAAUAUUCCUCAGCGCACAGCAUCAAGUGAUGCGAUCACCAGGCCAGCCAUUAAGAAGGAGGAAUCUGCGAAGCCAUCCGCGGGUGCAGAGCUCCCCGCCGUGUCCACCUCCAAGGUGGAUGUGAAUGCGAUACCAAUUCACAAAGGCACAGGCAAGCCUAUUACCCAGGUAAAUAUUGAUGAAGACCUUCCCGACAACAACAAGCCAUGGCGCAAACCUGGUACUGAUCUGAGCGAUUACUUCAACUAUGGCUUCGACGAGUUCACAUGGGCCCUCUAUGCCGCCAAACAGGACACUGUGCGUGGCGAGUACAGUCAGGACGCGAUAGCCCAAAACAAUAAGAAAAUGAUGGAAGAUAUGCAGAUGAUGAUGAUGGGAGGAAUGCCGCCAUCGAUGCCAGGUAUGGACGGAAUGACCCCCGAGAUGCAGCAAAUGAUGCAGCAAAUGAUGGCAUCAGGGAUGGACCCUAGCCAGAUGGAUCCAUCGACCAUGGCAGCCAUGAUGAGUGGUAACGCUGCUGGCGGUCAAGGCGGACAGAACCAAAAUUUUGGAGGCCCGGGGCAGGGCUUCGGAAACAACCAAGGCCAGGGGUUUAACAACUAUGAUCAGGGCAUGGGCCGUGGAGGUGGCGGUGGUGGCUUCGGCGGGCGAGGACGCCGGGGUCGCGGUGGUUGGUAG